This is a messenger RNA of Seriola dumerili (greater amberjack), 2058 nucleotides long. RefSeq names its product keratin, type I cytoskeletal 19-like. Gene Ontology annotation, molecular function: structural molecule activity. Lineage: Eukaryota; Metazoa; Chordata; Actinopteri; Carangiformes; Carangidae. The coding region runs from base 92 to 1381 and encodes 429 amino acids. The transcript has 8 exons. The record is from RefSeq and is a predicted model, not a curated record.
CCGGGCGGCCUCAGCACCGGCUCCUCUUCACCACUCCUGAGGUUUUAUCAACUUUCAGUCAACACUGCAUUCGUGUCUCACAGAAGUCACCAUGACCGCCUCAUACCGCUCUGGCGUAUCCGCCUUCUCCAUGUCCUCGGUUCCCUCACUGUCAAUUUCCAAGCGGGGAACGAGCGUCUAUGGCGGUGCCGGUGGUCGAAACGUCCAGGUGUCCUACGCUUCCAACUCCCUCGGCUCCGGUUUUGACCUGGCGGCGGCGCUCGGAGGUGGCGGGGGAAGCAGCAGCAGCAGCAGUUUCUCCGUCUCAGGCAACGAGAAAAUGAACAUGCAGAAUCUCAAUGAGCGCCUGGCCUCCUACCUGGAAAAGGUGCGCUCUCUGGAGUCCACCAAUGCGCAGCUGGAGCGCCAAAUCCGCGAGUGGUACGAUAAGCAGACCCCCACCGUCCGGGACUACAGCAAGUAUCAGGCAAUCGUUGACGACCUGCGCAGAAAGAUAAGUGUCGCCUCACAGGACAAUGCCAGACUGAUGCUGCAGAUUGACAAUGCCAGACUGGCAGCAGAGGAUUUCAAAGUCAAGUAUGAGAAUGAACUGGCAGUGCGCAUGUCGGUGGAGGCGGACAUUGCCGGACUGCGCAGGGUUCUGGAUGACCUGACCAUGACCCGGACUGACCUGGAGAUGCAGGUGGAGAGCCUGAAGGAGGAGCUGGUCUACCUAAAGAAGAAUCAUGCAGAGGAGCUUGCGGCCAUGCGCGGCCAAGUUACUGCCAGCACUGUGAAGGUAGAGGUGGACGCCAAGCCCCAGGAGGAUCUGUCCAGGAUCCUGGAGGAGAUCAGAACUCAGUAUGACGGCAUCGCUGACAAGAACCGCCGUGAAAUGGAAGCCUGGUACAAGGUCAAGUUUGACGAGCUGAACAAGCAGGUGACAACCAGCACAGAGACCCUCCAGACCUCCCGCACUGAGAUCAACGACCUUAAGCGGACGCUGCAGUCCCUGCAGAUUGAGCUGCAGUCCCAGAUCAGCCUGAAAGCUGCUUUGGAGGGCACACUGGGAGAGACAGAGUCCCGCUACAGCCUGCAGCUCAGCCAGCUCCAGGCCAUGGUCAACAGCUUGGAGAGCGAGCUCAGCCAGGUGAGGGCGGACAUCGAGAGGCAGUCCACAGAGUACCAGGUGCUUCUCGACAUCAAGACCAGGCUGGAGCUGGAGAUUGCUGAGUACAGAAGGCUGCUGGACGGAGAGGAUCAAAACAAAACUGUCGUCAUACAAGAGGUCAAACAUCAACCAGUCAUUACCCAGAGGAGGAAGGUGGUGAUUGAAGAGAUCGUUGAUGGAAAAGUGGUUUCCCGCACAGAAGAUGUGGACACAGAGGUCAUCAGCAAGUAGACAGCCUGGAUCCCAAACGAUCUGAGUUUCUUAAGUCUACUAAAAAUGAACCAGGAAGAGAGUUUGUUAUUAUUUCGCCCAGAUCUGAAAGCUAUCCCCAAAUCCAUCAUAUGUCUCUACUUCUGCAGCACAAUUUAUCUGCAGCGUUCAUUGCCAUUCUCAAAAACUUGUCAGAAAAAAUGAGCAAACCAAUAAAACGGUUUUAAAUUGUGUAAGAAGAAUGUGUUAGUGUUAGAGAUAGAACCAGAUUUUUUAUAUAUGUAUGUAUAUACACAAGUUAAAGAGGUCUAUAUAUAUAUAUAUAUAUAUGUUUUGCCUAAAUAAAUUAAACCGCCACAUUUAUCCAAAGCCCAGUAAAAACAACUCUACCGACUGCCCUCCAGCUGGCCUCCUGAAAUACCGGAUUUACACAUUAGGUGAUGCUGUGAGCCUAAUAAGGGAAAUGCACUUGGAUUGAUACAUAGUGUGAUAAAAGAAAGAAGAUAUUCUCCAGUCUUGUUUGUAUUUUUUCCAUUGCCAGUGAAAGCAUAAAAGGUCAAGGAAAAUAUGAAAAUGAAAUGUUAUACUAAUAUGUAUCACUCAGUCACCAUGAACAAAAUAGACUAUUGUCAAGAUGGAUGUCUCUGUGAUGUAAUGUGUGAUGUACUUCUCUAAAUUAAAACUACAUUUCCUAUAAA